Messenger RNA from Botrytis fragariae, 636 nucleotides. Its product is annotated as putative dsba oxidoreductase protein. The record is from RefSeq and is a predicted model, not a curated record. The coding region runs from base 1 to 636 and encodes 211 amino acids. The transcript is spliced from 2 exons. Gene Ontology annotation, molecular function: oxidoreductase activity. Lineage: Eukaryota; Fungi; Ascomycota; Leotiomycetes; Helotiales; Sclerotiniaceae.
AUGGAAUACGAGAUCAAGAAGACACUCCGUAUCGUCCGUUCAACAGAUGCAGCUUCGAAAGUCAACUUCACCAUCAAGUUUUCACCAUAUCAGUUAUAUCCCGGAGCCAGCAAAGAAGGCGAAGAUAAACAUGCUUGGUAUCGCAAAUCCCGUUACGGAGAUUCUGAGGACAAGAUGGAAAUGUAUAUCAAGUUGAUGACUGCAUAUGGAAAAUCCGCAGGUAUAGAUUAUAAAUUCGGUGGUACAGUUGCCAAUACCCUCGAUGCUCACCGAGUUGUUCAACACUUCCAACAAGAAGAUGUGAAAGGUGGUGGUCCGCAGACAGCGGAUAAGAUCGUCAUGGCGUUGUACCGAAUGUAUUUCCAAGAGGAGAAACAUCCUAGUAGUGAGGAGACAUUACUUGCGGCUUGUAAGGAAGCGGGAGUGGACGAAGGAGAAGCAAAGAAGAUCAUUGAGGAUGAAUAUGAGGGGUUGAUGGAUGUGAAGAAUUUGAUUAGAGAGGCAGAGGGGAAUGGUGUGGACAGUGUACCGGUUGUUAGUGUUGAGGGUAAAAGGAGAGAUAUAACCUUGACUGGGGCACAGGAGGUUCAUGAAUAUGUGAAGACGUUGGAGCAGAUUGUCAAGGAGAGCGAGUAA